Molecule: messenger RNA, 7748 nt
Organism: Sphaeramia orbicularis (orbiculate cardinalfish)
Lineage: Eukaryota; Metazoa; Chordata; Actinopteri; Kurtiformes; Apogonidae
Product: matrix-remodeling-associated protein 5
Exons: 17
Coding region: 235-7584 (2449 amino acids)
Molecular function (GO): protein binding
Source: RefSeq, a predicted model, not a curated record
CACACUGCCUCUUUACAGACCUCCGGACCUUCACAAGUCCACUAACAUCAACAGGACUAAAACAUCAACUGGAUACUUUUUUUACACUUUGUUUUUCUUGUAAAACUUCUCCACCUGCAUUGAAGUGUCAGACUUGUUUACUCUGUAUUCUGCAUUUUUACUGGGUUUUUUGCAAACCUCUGGAGGAAUUUCCAGGUGUAUUAAUGGCGUAGGUGGUCCUACAACCAUCCAAUUAUGGCGCUGAGGUGGUGCGCCAUGAUCUUCUCCAGGCUGGCGACGGUGUGGUUUUCCCUGCUCUUCUCAUCACUGCCGUGGCAAAUGAUCACUCCGGUCUACACCCUUCCUCCUUGCCCAAGGAGCUGUAGCUGCCCUGGUGCUAAAGAGGUGCACUGUACAUUUAGGCACCUCACCGCCAUCCCAAAAACCUUUCCGAAAGACACGCAGAGGCUCAAUCUGGGUUACAACAGCCUGAUGGAGGUGGACGGGUCAGAAUUCAGGUCACUACAGCAACUGGAAAUGCUCAUGUUGCAUGGCAAUGACAUUAGUACAGUUCACCCUGGGGCCUUUUAUAGCCUGAGAUCACUACAGAUUUUGAAGCUAAGUUACAACAAGCUAACAUUGGUGAACCCUGGUCUAUUUGAGGGCCUAGUUGGAUUGAUUCGUCUCCAUCUUGACCACAACCUAAUCAGCUUUAUAGAACCAUACUCCUUCUCCCGACUUACCUCCCUGAAGCUACUGCAGUUGGAGGGCAAUGUUCUCAAAGAGAUCCACCCUCACACAUUCAUAACAGUAUCUCUACUAGGAAGCUUCUGGACUUCUGGACUCAGACACUUACACCUGUCAGACAAUCUCCUGGAGCAGCUCCCUGCUGCAGCACUGAAAACAGCUCCCCGGCUGGAGCUCUUGACACUGCAUGGUAAUCCAUGGAUCUGUGACUGUCAGCUCCACUGGCUGGUAGAGUGGAGUUCCUCACAUGAAGGUGUAAUAAAGUGUAAGAAGGAACGUGACCCAGGCUCCAGUGAGACUUGCCCUCAGUGUUUCUCUCCUCAAUCCCUAAAUGGGACAAGCUUGCUAGGUUUGUCCUCAGACAAACUAAUUUGUGAACGGCCAGUUCUCAGAUCCCCCCUCAAACAGUGGGACAGUCCAGUGUGGGUUGAAUCUGAAGCAGAGCCUGACAUUCCGUACACCCGUGACUUUGAGAAACCUUUAGGCCAGCUGAGCUUUGUUCUCUCUGACAGCCAUUCAAACAAUGCUCAUGUGGCAUGUGAUGUGCGUCAGCCUGGAGAGAAUUCUCCAAUAUCUUGGACAGGAAAUCCUCAGUCUCCUGGCGAUAUAUCUGUCAAUGUCUCAUUGGUGACUGUCCUAGAAUGUGAGAUUGACAGAGAAACAUUGCAAAAUCUGUGGCAACUGGUUGCAUAUUAUUAUGAAAGCCCUGCUAUCUUAGAGAGAGGUCAGCAAAGAGGUAAUGCAAGCAGAGUGACCUACCAAUAUGCCCAAGUUGUAAAUGACAAUUCGCCAUAUUUUACAGACUUAAAAGGUUAUUUGGUAGCUGCACCUUCAUGGCUGUUGCAACCCAAAGUCACUCUCAGGCUCAACAGACAGCAGACAACAACAAAGAAAUUGGUUAUGGAUUUCACGACUGUCAUCACCAUGCAUAUCAGCUAUCAAAGGCAGGAGGAUGAUGACAAAUUGUCCUGGGCUCUGAUUCGAAGAGGAACCCCAGGGCGGAUUCAGAUGGCUCUUGAAGGUUCCAAAGUUUGCCUUGAAUGCAGUGUUAUCGCUUCCGAUCCUGAUGUUAAAGUAGAGUGGAUACUUCCAGAUAUGUCAAUUUUGGAGGGUAGGACUGACAAAAUACAAGUUUCUGACAUUGGUGAGCUUAUUAUUUUGAAUGCUACAUUGUCUGACUCAGGCUUGUACCAUUGCAUGGUCAGAAGCAAAACAGGUAUGGACUUGAUGCCUUUUCGACUUGUCAUCAAAGAACACUUGCUCAGUCCAACUGCUUUUAAUGGUGAGAAAAUUAUACUUGAGAGGGGACGAUCUCUUUCUCUCCCUUGUGAGGUAAUCUCUACUCAGCCUAGUCAAAUGAUGUGGUACUUACCCAAAAAUCAGAUUUUUCUCCCUACACAAAAGGCAAGACGGGCAGAAGUGAUGGAAAAUGGAACUUUGGUUAUAAGGAAGGUGACACAAGAAGAUGCCGGAGAAUAUAGCUGUUUGACUGCAAAUUUGUAUGGAGUAGACAUGAUAUCACACAUUGUGGAAGUUAAAGUAGAGACAGAAAAAUCCCAAGAAGAAUCAAGGAAAGAGCAGCACAAUUUACCUGUUACUCUGGAGGAAGGGGAGGGUUCAGGUGGAGACUACCAAGAAAUCAUGCGCCCUUUUGCAACACAGUUCCCUAAAAAGGUUGGAUCACAACAAAGGAAUUCAAAUGGGUUGUCCAAAAGAAUAAGAUUCAAAGAUUCAAAAAGGAAACCUAAUAAAUCUGUCAAGGAAUUAGAUCCAAGUCGCUGGGCAGAGAUAUUGGCAAAAGCUAAUUCUAAGUCAAAUGCUCCUUUGCCCACAGAGCAGUCACUACCAGAGCCCAGCACUGAAAUGGUAAUCACUGAACUCCACAAAACUAAAUCCAAACUUACAACUACACCUCUUGCUACUACUAAUGUUGAUAUUUUGCCCCAAACAACAAUUCAUAAUGUAAAUAUAGAUCCACCAGUUUUACAUCCUCCCCCUGCGAGAACCACAGAAACCUCCAUCAGUAAUGCUGAUAGAAUUUCUGAAAAAAUAACUGUCACAGACACUCCAGCUGUUGUAACACCUCACCAAGUAGAAGUGUCAGAAAAUCAGCACCAUGGAGAAGGAAGAACAAACUCCAACUUAUCUCCAAGCAGGAGACGUCUACCUUAUAGACGCAGAAAACCACCAAUGCGGAGAAUCCAUCCACACCAUUCAUCAAAUGUGCCGAACAACACUGUUCACCAAACAAGAACUACCACACAAACUACAACAACUACAUGUACUACUGCUAUUACUACAACAACAACCCCUCGCCCAACCACAAUAUCCAGCGCUGAGUAUCAGCCAGAGGAAGAUGAAGGUGACUAUUACAAAGAAUAUGAUGAUAAAGGCAGAGUGGAUACAAAUGAAGAUUUAACCAGUGAAACUGCUAUUACUACUACUGCUACUACUUCGCAAGAUCAUGACAGUAGUUUACUCUUGCCAGCCAAAAAUGAAGAUCCUCAUCUAGGUAGUUCUUUAGAUAAAUAUUAUUUACCUGAUUCCAAGACCAUUAUCAAUCCAGAACCACAAAGCAUCUCUCAUCCAACAGAGAGUGCUAUUGAGGUAAAGGAGAAGGCUGGAAAGCUAACUGAAUCAGACCAUCAAGAAAAUGUACAUUUUAGAGGAGAGGAAAGACACAAGGGACAUCUUCCAGAAGAAAGGGAGAGGGAAGUUGUAACAGGAGAAGAGGAAAAAACAAAACACAAAAUAGACACCAAAGGCAGUGAUAACGAGGGAGAAAAUUCUACGAAGGUCAUACCAAGCUACAAUACUCAUGAUAGCACUGAGUUAACAAUCCAAAACAGACCCGGACCUCACACCCAACCAAACACAUCAACCCAAGCAAGAACUUCAUCUUUCAAUGUCAUCCCAUCAACUAGAGGCAAGCUAAAUGAGGAUGUGCUACCAAAAGUUGAAAUGGAAAUGGAAAAACCCAGUGCAAAGCCUGAGAUGCCUAAUUUCCCCAUAAUGGAACCAAUUCACCCCUGGCUCCAUCACCACAAUCAGGGAAGAGGGCAAACUAGCACUUCCACAAUCAAAAAUCAAGAUAGAGGUGGAGGAAAACAGGAUGAAGUGAAGCCAGGCAGACAGCCCAAGCCCCCUUACAUAUCCCCAACCACACACUGGUCUUCACAACAUCACCUUCAUCAUUCCUACCCUCUCUACCCUUCUUGGCCAAGUCAGAGGUCUUUUCUUCAUCCAAGGCAAGGUCCCGGGUUACACCCUGUGCCCACACAUCGGCCAUGGCCUUUCCACCACCCAUGGGUUCAAGGCCCAAUUGUCACCAAUCGACCAGAGAUCACAGCUGAAACAGUUAAACCCACACCCACAGUUGCUGGUUCAACAGGAAGCUCCAGGUUCACGCUCUCCAAUCCCCACCUGUCAUCUCAUUAUCAUCAAAAUCAUCAUGUCGAUGGCAGGGGCCAAUCAAGAGAUCAUUUGUUUCUAUCAAGACUGAGGAACAGAUACAGACAGGCACAGCUUGAUCGUAUUGCUCAGCUACGGAAGUUGGUGACGCCUAAACCUCGCACCAAUAACUACAAUAUUCCAAUCACACCUAAGCACAUGCCACUGUCCCCACACAGACCCUAUACACCCAAACCACCAUCACCCACUGUUUUUUACACCUACACUCUACAACCUUCAAACCAUGCAAAAUCAUCAUCAUUUCCUGGUUUCAUCCCAACCCCACGCCCUCAAUACCAGACCACCCCAGGGAUGCUGUAUGGAGGUCGCUGGCCAGUUGGAGGACGAAUCAGCUCUCGGCACCCCACAGCUGCACCACCCUUCCCAAGAGUGUUGGCAGGUGAAGGUGGUGGCGUUAAACCCCGAAUCAUCACAGUAACCACAGCUAGAGUGUCUGUGCUGGCAGAGAGUGACAUGUUUCUACCUUGCAAAGCGACAGGGAAUCCUGAACCCCACAUUGCUUGGACAAAGGUCUCCACAGGUGCCACUAUUCCAGCCAAUACCAAACAUGGUCACCGUUUUGAAGUCUUCAGAAAUGGAACUUUUGUUAUUAAAAAUAUCCAGCUUCAGGACAGGGGCCAGUACCUCUGCACAGCCCAGAACAGGUUUGGAUCAGAUCGUAUGGUCAUCACCUUAGCUGUCCAGACUCAGGUACCACAAAUCCAACCUCCAAAGUCUACAGAUAUAGCUGUCUAUAUGGGGAAAAGUGUGACUUUGGAUUGUUUUGCCUCUGGAAAGCCAACAGCCCAAAUUUCCUGGAUUCUUCCAGACAGGACAUUUGUUCGAGAUGUUGGGGCUGUUCACACUUUCCUCUCUCCAGUGCACCUCUUCCAGAAUGGAACCUUGCAAAUUCAUUCUGCCAAUUUCUCCAGCAAAGGAUACUAUAAAUGCAUUGCAAGCAAUGCAGCAGGUGCUGAUACAAUUACAUAUCAGCUACAUGUGGCCGCUUUGCCUCCAAGCAUCAGUGAAAGAGCAAUGGAUACUGUAGUCAUUCAACCAGGCAGGAGUGUGCAUGUUCACUGCUCUGUGAAGGGUGAACCACCACCGCUCAUAAAAUGGACGCUCCCAGCAGGUGUCUAUGUGAAGCCAUCACAGUUUCUGGAACGCAGGCUGUUUGUUUUCCCCAAUGGGACACUGUAUGUGAAGAAUGUUUCACCAUCUGAUACUGGGAGGUAUGAAUGUUUGGCGACAAACCCUGUGGGUAUUGCCAAAAAAACUAUCCAGUUGGAGGUGAGGGAAGAUUCCGUUUCUUCCCCCCACCAGCCGCCUCCUCACCUUCCCAUCCCAUCAACCCAUCACCAUUCAGUACCAUCUCAGCAGCACUCUGUCACAGCUAUGUACGGUUCUGCUGUGUACCUUCACUGUCCAGAGUCUACAGGUUCUACAAGAGGAACCAUCUGGCAACUCCCCUCCAAGACCAUCCUGGAGCAUCGAUAUAGUCCAGAGAGACCAAUUAAAGUUUUCCGUAAUGGGACUCUAAGGAUACUACAACUAACAGAACUGGAUGGUGGAAAUUAUUUUUGCAUUUUUCAGCGGCCCAAUGGGGAAGACAUGGAGCUCUUCCAGGUAGAGGUUUUGAUGACCCCUCCAAGGAUUGAGCACGUAAGGACUGCACAGAUAAGAGUCCCCUUUGGAGAAAAUUUCCAGGUGGACUGUGUUGCAACAGGCCUUCCUGACCCAGAAGUUUCUUGGAGUCUCCCAGAUGGAACUUUAAUCAGCAAUGCUCUCCAGUCAGAUGACAGUGGUCUUCGAAAUCACCGCUACAUUAUUUUUGGCAAUGGAACUUUAAUUCUCCAGCAAAUGGGGAAAAAAGAUGAGGGUGACUAUACUUGUUAUGCUAAAAACAAGCUGGGAAAGGAUGAAAGAAAAGUAAGCGUUAAAGUGGGACCAAAUGCUCCACAAAUUACAUCAAAAUCACAAUUAUUGGUAACUGUUAAGUUGGGAGACUCAGCGAGACUCAGCUGUCAAGCAACAGGUGAACCAACACCAAGAAUCAUGUGGAUCUCACCACGAAAUAAUGCAAUACCGGUGCUGUCAGACAGAUUUCAGAUAAUGGAUAAUGGGACAUUAGUAAUCAAGAAAAUAACUCUUACUGAUGAAGGGAAAUAUGUAUGUGUGGCACAAAAUUCUGCUGGUGAUGAUGUUAAAAAUAUGAAACUUGAGGUUGAAUCCCAGGAACCCUUUAUCAAUGGCAUUAAAGGGAAGAGUACCACAAAGGUUGUGGCUGUUUCCUAUCAAACAGCGCUUCUGGAUUGCAGAGUGAGAGGAAAACCUGAACCAAGAGUGAGGUGGGUUAACCCUUAUGGUCAGUCAUUCCCAAUACCCUACCUAGGAGGUCGAUUUCAAGUCCAUCGAAAUGGGAGCUUAGAGCUAAGGGGGGUCAGAAAAACAGAUGAAGGACAGUACACAUGCUUGGCUAAAAACCACCUAGGUGAAGCCUCACUUGUGGUUGAUGUAGAUGUGGCAUCAUUAGCGGAAAAACCAAGCUUUGCAGUACCAAAUAUUGAAAUCUUACCAAUCAAACAAGACAAUGGGGAACUGAUCUUAGAGUGCCCAGCUCGUGGCAAGCCAAACCCAGAUUUUGCAUGGUUGCUACCCAAUGGGACAAUGUUAUUGCCAGGUGUUAAACUACAAAGGUUCAACCAUCAUCUGGGUAAUGGAACGCUACGAAUCUCCCAACCUGCUGCAGGUGAUAAGGGAGUCUACCGGUGUUUAGCCAAAAAUGUAGCAGGACAAGCAGAGAAACGAUAUGCCCUGGAGACAGGGAGGAAGCCAGUGAUCAGAGGAUCUUCAGGUGAAAUGAAGGUCACCUAUGGCAACAAUCUAUACUUACCGUGCACUGUGGAUGGCUGGCCCCAGGCAUCAAUCACCUGGACCCUACCAAAUGGCUUAGUUUUAGACAAGGCUCAAACCAUUGGCCGGAUAACCUUCUACACCAAUGGGACCCUCCAUCUCAGACAGGUUGCCACCUUUGACAAAGGAAGAUAUAUCUGCAAAGGCUACAACUCUUUUGGCACAGCAACACUAUUGUACCAUGUCGUAGUGAUGGUAUACCCACCCCACAUCACAAGCACACUGACUUCCAUCACCAGAGUCAACCGAGGAUCUCCAGUGAUAUUAAAUUGUGUUGCAACUGGUAUUCCAAAGCCUGAUAUUUCUUGGACAUUACCUGGACGUACAACACUGGUUCCACAUAAUCGUUUCACAGUACAGGGUGGAAUUCACAUGUCUGAGGAGGGGAGUCUGGUUAUACAGAAUCCUGUUCUCAUGAACUCUGGCAUUUACAAAUGCAAUGCUAAAAAUGCUCUUGGAACAGACUUCAGAUCUACAUACCUACAAGUGGUUUAAGUUGCAUUUGACUAGACAAAUGACGUGGUUUUACCAUCAGAAUUUUAAUAUACUGCAUGAAUGCUACUAAAAGGACAUCAUGGUGAUAAAAUCAAAAAUGGCUAACCACAGGCAGCAUGAGAUGACUUACAAAGCAAUUCACACCGAAGGGUUAAGGCUCUUAC